This is a messenger RNA of Coffea eugenioides, 698 nucleotides long. RefSeq names its product histone H3.2. Lineage: Eukaryota; Viridiplantae; Streptophyta; Magnoliopsida; Gentianales; Rubiaceae. Bases 97 to 507 code for a protein of 136 amino acids. The record is from RefSeq and is a predicted model, not a curated record. The transcript has a single exon. Gene Ontology annotation, molecular function: DNA binding; protein heterodimerization activity; structural constituent of chromatin. Gene Ontology annotation, cellular component: nucleosome.
GCACCCUCUAAUUCGCAGACUAAUUUCUCACAAAUCUUCACAUACUGACGCACUAUCUCUCUUAAAUCGUUUUCAUUGUAUUUUUAACUCGUAUCAAUGGCGCGUACGAAGCAGACUGCAAGGAAGUCCACCGGAGGAAAGGCCCCAAGGAAGCAGCUGGCCACCAAGGCGGCGAGGAAAUCAGCUCCGGCAACCGGAGGAGUGAAGAAGCCCCAUCGCUUCCGUCCAGGAACGGUGGCUUUGAGAGAGAUCAGGAAGUACCAGAAGAGUACCGAGCUGUUGAUCCGGAAGCUUCCAUUUCAGAGGCUUGUGAGGGAAAUCGCUCAGGAUUUCAAGACUGAUUUGAGGUUCCAGAGCAGUGCUGUGGCGGCGUUGCAGGAGGCUGCCGAGGCUUACCUUGUUGGACUGUUCGAGGAUACAAAUCUGUGCGCCAUUCAUGCCAAGAGAGUCACUAUUAUGCCCAAGGAUAUCCAGCUUGCUAGGAGAAUUAGGGGUGAGAGGGCUUAAAAUUAUACUAGAUAAUUUAGAAAUUCUGAUGUUUUCAUCAGGACUUCUUGUUAGUGUGUGUCUGGGAGUGUAGGGUUAGGGUUUUUGGGGGGCGAUUAUGUAAAUCGAUAGGGUAUCGUUGGAGGAUUGUGUAAUGGUGGUGUGUUAGUUUUACGAAUUUCAAUCAAAUGGAAGUUUAAUUUUCCUCUCUA